Coturnix japonica (Japanese quail) is the source of this 923-nucleotide messenger RNA. RefSeq names its product polyubiquitin-B. The record is from RefSeq and is a predicted model, not a curated record. Gene Ontology annotation, molecular function: protein binding. Lineage: Eukaryota; Metazoa; Chordata; Aves; Galliformes; Phasianidae.
CAACGGCCGAGGGAAAGUAGUGCGCGGCGGAGUGAUCUGAGCGGCGCGGGGCGGGGCGGCGGCAGCUAUAUAAUGGGACGGAGCCGGCGGGGGGCGUAGUUGGAGACGUUAACGGGGUGGGUGCGCUGUGUGGAGCCGGCUGUCAGCACCGCGGACAAGAUGCAGAUCUUCGUGAAGACACUGACCGGGAAGACCAUCACAUUGGAGGUGGAACCCAGUGACACCAUCGAGAAUGUCAAGGCCAAGAUCCAGGAUAAGGAGGGCAUCCCACCUGACCAGCAGAGGUUGAUCUUUGCUGGGAAGCAGCUGGAAGAUGGGCGCACAUUGUCUGAUUAUAACAUCCAGAAGGAGUCCACCCUGCAUCUUGUGCUGCGCCUGCGGGGCGGCAUGCAGAUCUUUGUGAAGACCUUGACAGGUAAAACCAUCACCUUGGAGGUUGAACCCAGCGACACCAUUGAGAACGUGAAGGCCAAGAUCCAGGACAAGGAGGGCAUCCCCCCUGACCAACAGAGGCUGAUCUUCGCUGGCAAACAACUGGAAGAUGGGCGCACACUGUCCGACUAUAACAUCCAGAAGGAGUCCACCCUCCAUCUUGUGCUGCGCCUCAGGGGAGGGAUGCAGAUCUUCGUCAAGACCCUGACUGGCAAAACCAUCACCUUGGAGGUUGAACCCAGUGACACCAUUGAGAACGUGAAGGCCAAGAUCCAGGACAAGGAGGGAAUCCCUCCUGACCAACAGAGGUUGAUCUUUGCUGGGAAGCAGCUGGAAGAUGGGCGCACACUGUCCGACUACAACAUCCAGAAGGAGUCCACCCUGCAUCUUGUGCUGCGCCUCAGGGGCGGUAACUGAAGUGAAGAUUCCUUGCUUCCAAGAACAAGUUCGUGUGCACAUGUUCAUUCCAAUAAAGCUGUUGCAUCCACAGA